Molecule: messenger RNA, 3474 nt
Organism: Metarhizium robertsii ARSEF 23
Lineage: Eukaryota; Fungi; Ascomycota; Sordariomycetes; Hypocreales; Clavicipitaceae
Product: nuclear pore protein (Nic96)
Exons: 2
Coding region: 1-3474 (1157 amino acids)
Biological process (GO): protein import into nucleus; poly(A)+ mRNA export from nucleus
Cellular component (GO): nuclear pore
Molecular function (GO): structural constituent of nuclear pore
Source: RefSeq, a predicted model, not a curated record
AUGGCUCUCUUCGGCCAGCCGACCACUGGAGCUAGUUCGUCGCCCUUUGGGCAGCCCGCGCAGAAUCAACAGCAGACUCAAGGCGGCGGCGGCAUUUUUGGUGCCGCAAUGCAAAACAAACCUACGGGUGGAGGACUCUUUGGACAAUCGACACAGCAGAGCACGACCCCUACAACUGGUACAACUGGAGGCAUCUUUGGCGCUGCACAACAGAAUAGGCCGACCACGGGGGGGAUCUUUGGAGGCGGACAGCAGCAGACUGGAACUACGGGUGGCGGGUUAUUUGGGCAAACACCACAAAGCCAAACGACGGGCACGACUGGAGGCGGCAUCUUUGGCUCACAGCCUCAGGCUCAGCAGCAGCAGCAGCAGCAGAAGCCUUCUCUAUUCGGAGGAACAACCGGUCCAUCACUCUUUGGCGGUGCCUCUGCAGCACCACAGACGGGCGCCUUUGGAGGAAGUACUUUGGUAGGAAGCUCAGCCCAGCCCGCUGCGUUUGGCUCGACAACGACUGCCAGUGCCAUGCAGCAGCCUCAGCAAAAUACUGGUUUGUUAGGUGGUAGUCUCUGGGGUGCCUCGACCCAGACAGCUCAGCCUCAAGCUUCCCAACCCGCGGGCGCUUACUUUGACAGUUUGUUUGCCAAAACACAGAAAGAGGGUGGCGCCAAGACCAAUAUGGAGGACCUCCCCAGUCUCGAGCUCGGCCUAGGUGAUUUGCGACAUCGUCUGAGGAAACUUCAGUCCAAGCAGAACGAGAAGCCUCUGGACGGCAAAGCUCAUUAUUUGCUCGCUGCCUCGGGAGUCGAUCCCAGCACGGCUGCCAAGGACCUUGGCCUGCUAGACGUUCAGGGCGGGCGGGUUGAGCGCACACAUGGAUAUGCUCCUAGUGAGAUCGAUGUUGAGACGUACUUGUCCAACUUACAAACGAAGACGACACUCGAUAUGAUUUCUGAUGGCUUGGAACGAUCCAUCCGCGAUUUUGAUACCUUUCUUGAGGAUAACGUGGCCAUGGAGUGGGACGCCCAACGCAAGCGUAUUUAUCAGCACUUUGGCAUCAGGCCACGAGAGGACUCGGCCGCUGCUGCUCGGGAGUCCCAGGGUGGUUUUGGCCGUUCUAGGAGAAAAUCGCAGGCUGCUGGUGCUCGAACCGGCCGAAACAGUGUGUUGGGUAACACCAUGCUCCAACGAUCCGUUAUUGGCACUCCCAGCCGGAUUGGCACUCACCAAUCGGAGUUUUCUGAUAUGGAUCGUUCCGCUGAUGCAUCAGGAUCCCUCAAAUCACGCGGUACCACUGAAGACCGGGUACUUCGUGAGAGACAGGCCAAGUUGGCGGAGAAGGUUCGCACGCUCAACGUUGCUCGUGUCAGAAAGCAUCCGUUCCCUAUUCUCACGGAACUGGGUGAGGUGGAACAGAAGUCUCACGAGCCACAUGCGUCGCAUGUAGUUGAGGCUUACCGCGCUAUGAUUGAGAUUGUAGGCGAAGAUCCGGAAGCUGAAACAACAAUCAACAGUGCGACAGCCAAGGAGCGCCAGUUUGCCGGCAUGUACUUGGAUGAAAACCCUAACUCUGCGGCUUCUGUCGCGAUGAAGAAACGGAUUCUCCAUGGCUCGACCGCCUUCCUUGAGAAGCAGUUCCUGAGGGAGGUUGAGUCUCUGAUUGCCAAGCAUCCUCACGAAGCGAAGCUUGGUGGUUUGCCAGACAUCACAAGCAAAAUCAAGGCGUAUAUCCGUCUUCGUUCUGCCAGGAAAGACUUGGUGCCGGACAAUACGGAGCUACAGCAGAUUCAGGGCGAGUUUGUCUGGGCUGUAGUAUUCUACCUGCUGAGAUCUGGUCAUGUGAAUGAAGCAGCCCAAUAUGUCAACGACAACAGCAACCAUUUCAUGGGAAUUGAUCGCACUUUUGCGACAUAUCUCAACAACUACGCCGCCAGCGAGGAUCGGCGGAUAACAAGUAGAAAGCUGCUGGACCGAUGUACCAAUGAGUAUAUCCAGCGAUCGCGAAAUGCUCCCGAGAACUCUAUCGAUCCGUUCCGCAUGGCUUGUUACAAGGUCAUUGGACGAAUUGAGCUGAGCAAUCGUAAUUUGGAUGGCUUAAACACCGAUAUCAACGACUGGAUCUGGCUACAGUUCAACCUCGCUAGGGAAGGGGACAAGACAGUCGAGAUGGCUGGCGAGUCAUACGGUUUGGCAGAGCUGCAAUCGAGCAUCAAGGAAAUCGGACUCAAACACUUUCCAAAGUCCACUUCGGAGGAUACCACGAACGGCAGCUUCGGCAUGUUCUUUUAUCUGCAAAUUCUAGCAGGCAUGUUUGAGGAUGCCAUCGCAUACUUGUAUCCGUUUUCGUAUGUGGAUGCUGUCCACUUUGCGUUGGCACUGGUGUACUACGGACUGCUGCGUCCAAGCGAUCCCAUGUCGGCAUCAAACGAUUUGCGCAGCUACAGUGUCAAGAAUCUGCCCCAGAUCAACUUUGGUCGCAUGAUUGGGUACUAUACGAGAGACUUCCGAGCUGCGGAUGUAGUGUCUGCUGUGGAUUACCUCACUCUUAUCUGCCUCAACAAGGACCUGGGCGGUGAGGCCGGCGAACGCCAGAGCAACCUGUGCCACGAGGCUUUGCGCGAAUUGGUGCUUGAGACUCGUGAAUUCAGCAAGCUUAUUGGCGAUAUUCGACCAGACGGCCGCGCUAUCCGUGGCAUCAUUGAAGAGCGCGGCGCUUUGAUUGGCCUCACAGAGGAGACAGACUUUGUCAACACAGUGACAUUGCAGGCGGCUAGUUUUGCAGAUGAGAGCGGCCGCACCACCGACUCGGUCCUCCUGUACCAUUUGGCUGGUGAGUAUGAUACCGUCGUGGCCAUUGUCAGCCGGGCGCUCAGCGAGGCCAUCUCUCUGGAGAUUGGUGAAGAUCCCAUGCGUCUCAUGCCUGUCAAGCCCCGAGCCGGCGGCGCAGAGGCGGACUCUCAGCAGGGCAGCAGUCUCAGCCUAGCGUCAAUCGACGACCCCGUCGAGCUAGCAAGGACCAUGAUGACCAUGUAUGAGCGCGAGGUCAUGUUCUAUCGCAAGAUUCAGGACCAGAACAAGACAGCAUGCCGUGUUCUCCUAGAAAUGAGCAGCAUCAAGAAGCUAGUUGAGGCCGGCCAAUGGGCUCAGGCACUGGAUAAAAUCCGCGGCCUGGAAAUCCUGCCUCUCCACGCAGCCGGCGACGCAAGCACCAUUCGUGCGUACGCAUCCAAAUUUUCGGGUCUAUCGCAGCCAGUUUCCAUCAAUGUUCCCAACCUGCUUAUGUGGACGAUUAUAUGCUGCGUUCGACAGAGGGAGCAGCUCAACAAUGGGCAAUUCAGUGGCAAUGAGGGUACGAGGAGGAUGAUGGUGGAGCAGUUGAAACAGAUGACGCUAGAUUUGACGACAUAUACUAGUCAGUUGAGGUACAGGUUUCCGCCGCAUUUGCACGAGGCGUUGGCGAGGGCAUCGGCGGAGUAG